CUGUCACUGGACACAGCAUUAUUACACUCAAUACAGGGAUACCUGUCACUGGACAGACACCUCCUGCCUGCAGAGCAGUAUCUCCCUCCUUUGCACUCCAUCACUGAUACAUUGAUUUUAGGCAAAGCACUGCAUUCACUUAUUUUAAUGUAUGUAUUAGCAAUUCACUGGCUGGUUUGAACAACCGCAUUAUUUGCCCCUGAGCUCGAUUUAUAUUACUCUAGUGCUGUUGCUGCGGUUUGUUCAUCCAGUGAGUAUUUGUCUGGGAUUAAAGGGAUAUAUUUCUGCCGCCUGUUACUGCCUGUCACCAGACCUGUCAAGAUGUGGACCUUUCUUGGGGUGGCCACCUUCACCUAUGUGUAUAAGAAAUGUGAUGAGCUCCUGAGCUCCCCACGUCUGGAGCUCAUCCUGGGAGCUCUGCUAUGCUGCACGCUGGGCCUAGUACUGUCUGUGCUGCGGUACCGGGGCCGCUUGGGGUCCAAGAAACAAGGGGAGGCCAAUGGUAUCAUCUCCAAGUUCUUCAACAGGAAUGGACCAACGCAUCAAGGAGACCGGGGGCCACGAGGGGCCAGAAAGAUCAAAACGGAAAACAAUCUGCUUGGCUCCACUAUGGAAACGGAUGGAGUAACCACUCGCUUUUCAACAUCUUGCGAUGAACCUGAGGUUAUUGUUGUGGGCUCUGGCGUUCUUGGCUCUGCAUUAGCUGCCGUGUUGUCUAGAGAUGGAAGAAGGGUUGCAGUAAUUGAAAGAGACUUAAAAGAACCAGAUCGUAUAGUAGGAGAACUACUUCAGCCAGGAGGAUAUCAAGCUUUAAGAGACCUCGGUCUUGGUGAUGCCGUGGAAGGGUUAGAUGCUCAUGUGGUACAUGGAUAUGUUGUCCAUGAUAUUGAAAGUAAAGCAGAGGUGGAGAUUCCUUACCCCAAGAAUAAAGACAAUCAGCUGCAGUGUGGGAGAGCCUUUCAUCAUGGACGCUUUAUCAUGGGUCUCCGAAAAAUAGCUAUGGCCGAGCCCAACACUAGAUACAUUGAAGGGACAGUGAUGCAACUACUUGAAGACGACAACACGGUCCUAGGAGUACAAUACAGAGACAAAGAAACAGGGGACGUCAAGGAGCUCCGUGCACCGUUGACAGUUGUAGCUGAUGGGCUUUUUUCCAAAUUUAGAAAAGAUCUUGUUUCUGGUCAUGUCACUGUAUCCUCUCAUUUUGUUGGUUGCAUUUUGAAGAACUCCCCGCAGUUUAAAGCAAAUCAUGCAGAACUGGUUCUGGCAAACCCAAGUCUCGUGCUCAUCUACCAGAUUUCGUCCACCGAGACACGAGUUCUUGUUGACAUCAGAGGCGAUAUGCCAAAGAACCUCAAAGAGUAUAUGGUGGAAAAGAUUCUCCCUCAGCUUCCAGAUCAUUUGAAAGAACCAUUCCUGUUUGCUGUGGAAAAUGAUCGACUUAGGGCAAUGCCAGCUAGCUUUCUACCACCGUCACCAGUGAACAAAAAAGGAGUUUUACUUUUGGGAGACGCCUACAACAUGAGACACCCACUGACAGGCGGUGGGAUGAGCGUGGUCCUGAAUGAUAUAAAGAUUUGGAGAGAUUUACUUCAGAGCCUGCCGGACCUUGGUGAACAUUCAGAUGUGCUCAAGGCCAAGAAGACAUUUUAUUGGUCUAGGAAGAAGUCCCAUUCCUUUGUGGUCAAUGUCCUGGCCCAGGCUCUGUACGAACUUUUUGCUGCUUCAGAUAACUCCACGUAUCAGCUGAGAAAAGCCUGCUUUAAUUAUUUUAAGCUUGGAGGAGAAUGUGUUGCUGGUCCUAUAGGACUAUUGUCUGUGAUGUCUCCGAAACCCUCACUACUCAUUGGCCACUUCUUUGCGGUUGCAUUUUAUGCUGUUUAUUUCUGCUUCAAAGCCGAGCCCUGGCUAACAAAGCCACGUGCGUUUGUCAAUAGUACUGCCCUCUUGUACAGAGCUUGUUUAGUGAUAUUUCCUCUGAUAUACUCCGAGAUGAAAUAUUUAGUUUACUAAACGUAGUUCCAGUUAGAUCAGUAUUGGAAAUGAUAAGAAGCAGUGAAAGGACUUUGUGGAUACACUUCCAUCUUCCUGCUGACGACCAAGCAGGCUCUGCAUUUUUGUAAACUAAUGGGAUUUCAUAAUUACAACAAUGAUCACAUACUAAAGCCUUGCCAGUAAAAAUAAAAGAGUCAGAUGCAGAUGUCAGAGGUCCAUUUUUGUUUACAAUGCAGAAUUGAAUGAUAAGUGCUCUGGUCCUUCAAGGAUCUCCAUGUGAUUCCUCUACAGAUACUGAGAGGCUAAACAAACACUUUAGCUUUGUUUCCAAAUGAACUGUUAAAGACUUGGUUAUAAAUGCCUUCAGUCUAGAAACCAGGUUAACAUGGACCUUUUCUGGACCUACCCUUGAAUAUGAUGAGUUUGAACGUGAAAGAAAACACAAUCAGCUCUCACCUGUGUGAAGACUGAAAACAAAAAAAAAACGAAGGUUUCAAGUGUUGUAAGGCUUAUGCAGGUAUAUGAGAGUACAUGCUCUACUUGGACCUGGAAACAUUAAGUAAUGACUGGAAUGUGGGCUUUUCAAUCCCAUUAAAGUUCUUUAAUGCCAGUAAACAAAAAUCAACAUGCCUGCAGGCUUGUACAAGGGUUUCAAUUCUGUUGAAACGUCAGGUAAAAUGUCACUGUAUUAUACUUACAGUAAGGAACGUGAUUAUUUCUACCAGUCUAUGGUAGGUUAAUGCACCUUUUUGUGAUGGUGAUCUAGAACUGGCCAUUACUAAGACAUUGGGUGCACAAUUCAUUAAACAAUAAGAGAAGCAUCACAACUAUUUAAAAUAGAAAUUAAACUGUUUGGUAAACAGACAUACACAUUGUGUUAAAGGGUCAUUGUGCAGUGUUCUUUGGAGCUUAUUUUACAUUUUUAGCUAAAAUGAUAUGUUGUGUAUGUUGGCUGCCAUGUGACAUUUAUCAGAAUCAGCCAGUGGGAUUUGUAUACAGUACAUAGGUGUCAAUAGUAGGGACCUGAGACCUGAUGCUAUGGGGGAGAAAUAUAUAACAAAAGCCUCUGCCACACCAGUGCAUACAACAUUCAUGCCAUCUGAAAGAAAAACGAAAUGGCAAUUUCAUGCAAGCUUAAAUGUUACACCUUGUCUGAUAUAAAUAAAUAUAUAGCCAUCAUACACAGUAACAACACAUUAUGGCACAUCGCACCAUUAAAGUAUUUUUGAACCACAACAUAUUUGCAUUUUAUAAUGUCCCGUUUACUUAUUUUCUACUAAAUAGAACUGGCAAGACAAUGAGGAAAUUACAAAAAUAAAUAUAUCUCAUUCCCCCGACAGCCAAGAGAAGAAUCUGGAGCUAUACAAAAAGGGUGAUGCUCCAGCUUUCUGAAAUACAACUCUGAACAGCUUCAGACUGAGAAUAAUAGGGGUUGUAGGCAUUGAAAGCACCACUCCACACUCCUAAAGUACUUCAGCUUGCUAAAGU
Molecule: messenger RNA, 3483 nt
Organism: Pelobates fuscus (common spadefoot toad)
Lineage: Eukaryota; Metazoa; Chordata; Amphibia; Anura; Pelobatidae
Gene: SQLE
Product: squalene epoxidase
Exons: 11
Coding region: 322-2013 (563 amino acids)
Biological process (GO): sterol biosynthetic process; cholesterol metabolic process
Cellular component (GO): membrane; endoplasmic reticulum
Molecular function (GO): flavin adenine dinucleotide binding; squalene monooxygenase activity
Source: RefSeq, a predicted model, not a curated record